Belonocnema kinseyi is the source of this 3749-nucleotide messenger RNA. It is a transcript of the gene Dll, whose product is annotated as homeotic protein distal-less. Gene Ontology annotation, biological process: regulation of transcription by RNA polymerase II. The record is from RefSeq and is a predicted model, not a curated record. NCBI's taxonomy places the organism in Eukaryota, Metazoa, Arthropoda, Insecta, Hymenoptera, Cynipidae. Gene Ontology annotation, molecular function: DNA-binding transcription factor activity, RNA polymerase II-specific; RNA polymerase II cis-regulatory region sequence-specific DNA binding. The transcript is spliced from 5 exons. The coding region runs from base 762 to 1976 and encodes 404 amino acids.
GAUUUCCUGCCUUCCUUAUCCAUACUAAGUUGCUCUCGCGAUGACACCUGCGUGAAAAAAAAAACCCCGACACGUGAUUAAAAAAAGGAUCUGCUACGAGUGUGCUAAAUCUUGGAUUACACAUCGAAAACCCAGUGUUUCCUAGUUCUUGUUCAAGCCGUCGGAUAAUAGUGAUUACACCAUUCAAGACCAUGCUGAUUGUCUUACGUUCAUCAAGUACCUGUGAUUUGUAGAUAAUUAUCAACUAUUACUAGGACCUUGGUUGUAAUAAGCCAUGUUGACAAACAAGGAUUCAAAUACCCUAUCAGUGGAAACAAAUAUUGCAAGCAGCUGACCCUGAUCAAAUAGAGUUAGUGGCAGUGUUGAAUUUUCGGUAUUUUGGGUUCAAGCUCUAGGGACCGACGCGUGUGAAGUGGACUCUAGUGAUCAGUUCAGUGGUUUCAUAGACGGAUCCUAAAGUGUAUCACUGUGGAAUAAAUCUGGAUAACGGACAUCCGCUUCAAGUGUUCUCCAAGAAGUUGUUAAGUGUAGUUUAUUUGUGCCAGAAAGCCCAUGUUGCCAUCCUACCGCUAGCCUAAGCGGACACUAGCUCCAAAAUUCGGGCCCCGUGGCGCGUAGAGGACUUUGGAGGCGAGGGGUGCGACUUGGUCGCGUCUAAAGUGGAGCGUCCGGGCAGCACGACGACGCUCAACUUCACGGAUCUGGGGAGCCCAUUCGGGGCGGGCGACCCCUGUCCGUCGAGUACCCCGACCCCGAAUAGUAUGUCGGGUGGCGGUCCGUCGGGCGGCGGAGGUGGCGGCUCUGGCGGCGGCGGUGGUGGAGGAGGCGGCGGAUCCGACAUGGAGCAGCACCUUCAUCACAGUGGCCUGGGUUCGGUAACACCUGGUCCACCCGGCGGCAACGGAGGUGACAGUGCCUCCAGUACCCCAGUUUCCCAAAGCGGCAAGUCCGCCUUCAUUGAACUUCAGCACAAUAACCUCUACAAUCCCGCCAGCCUCCGUGGCGGAUAUCCCGGCAGCCACAAUGUCCCCAGCGCGCAUCAGUUCUCUCACCAAGUCUCUCUCGGACAUCAGGGUUCGGGACCCGGCAGCGGCAAUCAGCAACAUGCUGAUGCCGGAUUCCCUAGUCCCAGGUCGGCCCUAGCCGGAUAUCCGUUCGCGCCCAUGCAUCAGCACAACUAUGGAUAUCACCUGGGAUCGUACGCACCCCAAUGCCCCUCGCCGCCCAAGGACGGUGAGUACCCCAACUACCUCUCGCCAUUGGGUGACAAAGGCGGUAGCCUCGUGGACGAACUAGGCGGCGGAGGUGGAGGAUCCCUCAGGAAUGGCAAGGGAAAAAAGAUGAGGAAGCCUAGGACCAUCUACAGCAGUCUUCAGCUUCAGCAGCUAAAUAGGCGGUUCCAAAGAACGCAGUAUUUGGCAUUACCUGAACGAGCAGAACUCGCGGCCAGUUUGGGGCUUACGCAAACACAGGUGAAAAUCUGGUUUCAAAACAGAAGGAGUAAAUACAAAAAGAUGAUGAAAGCGGCGCAGCAGGGAGGCGGCGGCGGAGGCGGCCAACAUGGAAAUCUACUGGCCGGUGGCACUGCUCUACCCGGGGGACCUUCUCCUCAACCUGGACAACCAGGAGGCCUCAUGCAAGGAGGAGGCGGUAGUUCUGUAUCAGGAAGCCCGACAACGGGGUACCUCGGUGGCAUGGGUGGCGGGGGCGGGGGUCACACCCCCGGAAGUUCGAGUCCCGGAAGCGAGAUGUCGCCUCAGCACAACGAGAGUCCUCCUGCGCCCUCCUGGCCGGGAGAGAUGAAGCACCAUCCACACCCCCAUGCACCGCCUCACACCCACCACCAUCCCCAUACGCCCGGGCACCAUCCGCCGCCCCCACCGCCACCUCCUCAUCACGCGGGCUACAUGCCUCAGUAUUCUUGGUACCAGGCGGAUCCUAAUCCAGGAUUACUCACAGUGUGGCCCGCAGUUUAACGAAAACGGCUAACUUACUGAACGUUCAGGAAUUGAACUGAAUUGUUCAAAAAGACGCUUUUCGUAUUCCAAAGGACACACAGUGCCCAAAGUGUACACAUAGCCUCGAGAGAUCGAGUAAAAUGUUAAUAUUGUCUUAUUGUCUGCGAACAUCGUAACGUCGCCUUAACUGGCCAACCGUCAGAGUGAAGUGUGAUCUUGUGAUUUGAAAGAUAGGUGAAAAAUAAUUGAAAUCUCGACUUUAGUUCGGUUAGAAGAACGUCACCCAAAAUGAGUGCGCGCAUAUUUCAACCGACGUUACUGGAAGCUUUUUUCGAUGGAAAUGCUUUCGAAGGACCGAAGAGUCAUGGACGAUUAUUCUAAAUCGAGUGACCAGUGCCUAGAGGCAUCCGUCGAGUGAUAAUGUACAAAAAUUGAGAUAAAGAUCUCAAAUGAAUGCGUCCUCUUCUGAUCGUGAAUGCAAAUUGUUGCAAAAUCGACAAAUACCAGGCAAGUUUUAACCGAAUGUUUUUGAAAACCUGUUCGAAAUGAUGUAUCGAAUCACGUAUUUAAUCUUCUACAAAAUUAAAAUUUCUAGUCUCGAUAACUUGGUCGAAAAUUUUGAUUGACUUGCGAUAUUUAUAGCGGGUAAUCUUUGAAAUCUUGUAUUUAAUUUCAGCUAAGAAUUUUUUUUAUGUCUUGACGGGUUCUCGAGUUAUAAAUAAAAAUGUCCAAGCGCGUCUGCGUCGGGUUUUAGUCGGACGCUUAGGUACUUUCAGUUAUAACUCAAGAACCCCUAAAGAUUUUUUCAGUUUUCUAAUUUUAGAUUGAAGAUAAAAUCUUGAUUGUUAUCUCCUGUAAAUUUCAAAAGUCUAGCUUCAUUUCGAAAGGAGUUAUCGUCUUUUAAAGUCUUCAGCGAUUUUCCGAUUUUUUAAAACUAGUUUCUCGAAGUAAUGAAAAAUUUAUGAGGUGAAUUGAUGUAAUUGAUUUGCGUCUACAGUUCAGACGAGUUUUAUUCAAAGUUUGAUCGACCAAAUUGGUCACUCUUAAUUCGAUCCAAUGAUAGUUGAAUCAUUUCACAAACUAAAUAACAUAGUGGCUGGAUCUCACGAAAAGGGAGUGAAGAAAGACAAAAAGAUACGUUACACAAAUGCGGGAGAAUUUUUCUUCCUCACGGCGGUUAGUAAUGAAAUCCUAAUGACAUUUUCGUGAGUCAAACGAGGCAAUCUCGGUGGCGAUGUAAUGACGACUAUCAUCUCCUUUUGAAUUAUGUAAUAGAAACAGACUACUACGAAAAGGGAGAGAUUGAAAGAUGUACACUUCCGUCGGAAAAUCACUGAUGGCUUUCAAAGAUGAUAACUACUUGGGAAAUGAAGCUAGACUUGUGAAAUUUGCAGGGAACUAUCUCCGGAAUCUCAUCCUUGAUUUAAGUCGAAAAGAUUUAAAAAAUAUUCAGGGGUUCUCAAGUUAUGACCAAAAGUGUCGAAGCGUGAUCGUCGACUGAAACUCGCCACAUAGACGCUCGCACAUUUUUAUCAAUAUCUCGAGAACCCGUGAAGACUUUUUAAGUUUUCUUGGCUAAAAUCAAAGGUAAGGUUUCGAAGCUUUAAUUCUCUAAAUUUUAAGACUCUUGCUUUAUUUUCGACCGCUUUAUGACCUUUCAAAGUCCGAAGGUUGUCUGAAGAUUAGAAAAAGAGAGAGAAAAGUGAAGAUAGAUGUUGAAAGCGGAAGUGCUGAAUGUCGUGCGCGUUCAUUAGGGUCACAAACAAGCAAUCUUUCUUGAGAAAAAAAAAA